AUGGCCCUCAAAUUCACCGACCAAAAGGACCGCCCCGCCGACCUGCAGAAGUCGCUCGACUCCACCAAAGUGACCUACCGCCGGCUCGGCAAGUCCGGUCUCAAGCUCUCGCUCCCGAUCCUGGGUGCCAUGUCCUUUGGCCACAAGGACUGGCAGCCUUGGGUGGUGGACGAUUUCGGUGCUGUCGAGGAGCUGUUGCUGGCGGCCUAUGAUCGCGGGCUGAACACCUGGGACACGGCCAACGUCUACUCCAACGGCGUCUCGGAGCAGAUGAUCGGCGACGUCAUCACCAAGAACAAGAUAGACCGCAAGAAACUGCUCCUCCUCACCAAAUGCUACGGCACCGUGGGCGAGAGCCCCGCCGCCAUGCACAUCCGCUACCCGGAGAUGAAGACGACCAAGGACUACGUCAACCAAGGCGGUCUCUCGCGCGCUGCCAUCUUCAACGCCGUUGACGCCAGCCUGAGCCGCCUGCAGACAGACUACAUCGAUUUGCUGCAGAUCCAUCGCUUUGACUACGAUGUCCCCGUCGAGGAGACGAUGAAGGCGCUGCACGAUCUGGUCAGUUCUGGGAAGGUGCGCUAUAUCGGCGCGAGCUCAAUGUGGGCGCACCAAUUCCAAGAGAUGCAGACCGUCGCGGCCACGCACGGCUGGACGCAAUUCGUCAGCAUGCAAAACCACUAUUCCCUCUGCUACCGCGAAGAAGAGCGCGAGAUGAACGCCUACUGCCACAAGACGGGCGUCGGCCUCAUCCCCUGGGCACCCUUGUACCGGGGCCACCUCGCCCGCCCGUUGGACUCAGAGUCCACAACCCGCAACGACGUCUCCAAGGAGGCAGGCACCAAGAUGGACGCCGAGAGCAUGACGAGCGAGGACCGCGAGAUCGUGAAGCGGGUGCAGGAGCUGGCGGGCAAGAAGGGGUGGGCCAUGAGCGUGGUGGCGUUGGCGUGGAUCGUGCAGAAGGGCACGAUCCCCAUCGUGGGCUUCAGUAAUGUCAAGAGGUUGGAUGAGGCCGUGGGCGUUAAUGGCAAGGAAUUGACCGAGGAGGAGAUGAAGUGGUUGGAGGAGCCGUAUCGGCCGAAGGCGAUUGUUGGGCACUCGUGA
Molecule: messenger RNA, 1104 nt
Organism: Cyphellophora europaea CBS 101466
Lineage: Eukaryota; Fungi; Ascomycota; Eurotiomycetes; Chaetothyriales; Cyphellophoraceae
Exons: 3
Coding region: 1-1104 (367 amino acids)
Source: RefSeq, a predicted model, not a curated record